AGAGAGGGGGGAGAGAAAUCUAGAUAAGGAAAUAAAGUCCACAAAAAUCUAAUCGGGCGGGCGCCUGAAUACUUCUUCUCCUUAAUUUAUUAAUACGUCUUCAAAAAAAUCGAUUUUCUUUAAUUCAUAUAGGACCCUUUUUUUUGUACUGUAACAGGCAAGCAUUUUGUACAGCCACGUUAAUUUGAACAGGGAUUUUCCGUUCUUCUUUCCCGUGCUCCCCGUACUCUCCAAUGACCGAAAAGAAUGGAGUAAUAUCGUGAUAAAUAAACGGAUUUUAGUACAGAAGGGAGCCGAGGUCGGUGCCCUUCGAACGGCCACAGAGGAUCCGGAAAGGAACACCCAUAUUUAUGCCUGGUACCACUGGUCGUUGCUGCCGGGCAACCGUAGAUGCCCGUUGCUGUUGCUGCUGCUGCUGCUGCGCGGUUACGUCCCACAGCCGUUAAAAGUUACUACCGCCGUCAAGGACGCGUUACGGCCAAAGGGAACGGGAGUGGGAGUAGCUUCCAAGGCGCAGGCGCAGCGACCCCCUCGAGACGAGAUCGCGUGGGCGCAACCACCCAGGAAGAACCACAAGAUAACGCAACACACCGGCGCAGCGAGAGGCAGAGAGGUUUGGAGCUCGCCCGGUGGGACACGAGACGCAGGUCCGGCGCACGCGGAGAGGGGGUUAAUUGGAAGGAAGGGCUGGUCCGCCGGGAGCAUGGAGGAGCCGUCGCCGGCCGACCCCCCGCGGAUUUUCUGGAAGGCGAGGAGGAGGUCCGCGCCAGCCAAUGGCCGGAGCUUGCAAGUGCAAGAACUUAACGAUGAGACCGCCGCCACCAGAGAAGCGACAAAUGAAGAUUCCAUGAAGAUUGAUGAUGCAAAUGCAGCAAGCACUACUGCUGACGAUGGUGCUAAUCAUCCAGAUCCAAAAGCUAACCUAUCCGAGAAGCGAAAGGCGCUCUUUGAGCCCCUGGAGCCAAUCAAUGGCAAGCGCAACUCCGCCAGCAUGCUGCUCCCACCACCAGACUUUGAGCCUGCAUCAUACCCCAAAGGAUGGCUGGUUGGCAAGAAGCGCAAGCUCGUCAAUGUCGACGUGGUGGAGAGCAUGAGGAGGAUAGCGAUCCAGGAGAUGAACAGAAAGGACCGUGAGAUUGGCGGGCUGAAUGAACAGCUAGAGGAGGAUUCCCGGGUGCUAGAGCUUCUGCAGAAGCAGCUCGCGGAUGAGCGCAGGAAGCGCUCAGAGAUCGAGAAAGAAAACUCCAUGCUCCAAGGGCAGGUGUCCAUGCUGAUGAACAUGCUUGAUGAAAAUGAAGCCUUCGACGAGGAAGGAGAGGAAGUGCCACCGCCAGAUUCGUUGGAUUAAGAAUUUCUGGCGAGUGUAGCUUGUUCAUCUUUGGGUACCAGUUUCAGAGUAUCCCAGAGAGGUUCCUAUUCAUAUUGUGUAGAAUUCCGUCGUUAUCUCAUUUCAUUUCAUGGUUUGGUUUGUGUAGACAAAGGGUGCAUGUUUUGUUGCUCCCUGUGCCUAUCUAGGUUGGUUGGUUGCGAGUGUAUGGAGACACUUGCGACAUAUUUUUAUCUGAAUGGAAGUGUUUAUACGGUGUUAUGACAUUUUGCAUCUGUAAAUGUAGCGCAGCAGUGUCAUAAACAGGCAGCAAGAUGAGUAAAAGAUGGAUAAUCUGUCAGAAA
Messenger RNA from Brachypodium distachyon (stiff brome), 1671 nucleotides. Its product is annotated as protein HEADING DATE REPRESSOR 1. NCBI's taxonomy places the organism in Eukaryota, Viridiplantae, Streptophyta, Magnoliopsida, Poales, Poaceae. The record is from RefSeq and is a predicted model, not a curated record. The transcript is spliced from 4 exons. Gene Ontology annotation, biological process: regulation of flower development. Bases 704 to 1348 code for a protein of 214 amino acids.